Messenger RNA from Osmia lignaria (orchard mason bee), 2669 nucleotides. RefSeq names its product tRNA splicing endonuclease subunit 54 (gene Tsen54). The record is from RefSeq and is a predicted model, not a curated record. Gene Ontology annotation, biological process: tRNA-type intron splice site recognition and cleavage. NCBI's taxonomy places the organism in Eukaryota, Metazoa, Arthropoda, Insecta, Hymenoptera, Megachilidae. Gene Ontology annotation, cellular component: tRNA-intron endonuclease complex.
AUUGUAUUAGUAUUUAACAAUAGUUGUUGUUUGUGAUUUGUUAUAGUGAAAAAUAAUUUUUCCAUAUAAAACUUCUUUGCAUAGAUUCAGGUAUUGAACCAUGAUAGUUUUUAUUUAUAAAGUAGAUGGAUGAGUAUUUUCAAAUCGUAUGAAAACGGUCAGAACAUGACAGAAGAAACAAAAAAGUUUCCCAUUAACAUGUUAACGGCAGAAGAGUUGUUAAAGAAUAGAGGUAUAAAGUACCAUGCUUGGGAUGAAUAUGAAAAAUCAAUUAAAACCCUCCCAAAGACUGGAAUGAAACAGUUUGAACCAAAUGAUUCUUGGUUACAAAAUAUGCAACUGGAGAAGGGUAUUACAACUCGUAAAAAUUUAAUAGCUGUGGAAAGAGUAAACCGUAUUUCUCAAUUAGCUAAUGCUGAAUGGUUACCUGCACAAAAAAAGGCUAAAGUAAAAAAAUAUUCUGGUCAAGAUUGGGGCAAUUUUGGUUUGGAAAAGAAUGGUGUCUUAUAUUUAAUACCAGAAGAAGCAUUAUUUCUUUUAGAAACUAACUGUUUGGAACUUACAUGGAAUGAUGUACCAUUAUCCAUUCAACAAGCUUACGACCUCCUAAUUGAUAAUGUUGAAUGUUCAUUGGAAGAAUAUAGAGUUUAUAGUCAGUUAGUACGUCAUGGUUAUCAUAUACAGCGUUUUAUUUAUAAUUCUGAAAGGAAUACAAAAUAUGAUGAAAGUAUUAAUACAAAACGUAAAGUUAUCAUUGAACCUGAAAAUGGUCUUUGGAUGAUUGAUUCUCAAGAACAUAACAAAGAUACGGAUAACAGUAAAUCUGUUGAAUGUGUAAAAAAAACUAAUACAAACGUUAUUAAUUCUUCCAUAGAAGUGUCUGAAAAUAUAACAGAACAGAGUGAUAUAACAAAUGAUGUAUAUGAAGUUCUAGAUAAUCUCCUUAGUGCAGUAGAAGAUGUUGAAGUUCAAUCUAAAAGUAUCGAAUGCGAAAGUAAUGUAGAAAAUUGUAGAAAAUUGAAUACGAAUCUAAAAACUAUGAAUACAAAUGAAACUAAAAAAAAGAACAAUACUAAAGUAGAAAUUAUAUCGGAUGAAACUUUAUUAGGUAGUGUAAAAAUUGUUAUAGAUCCUAAAAAUGAUUAUAUCAAGGAAGAUAAAACGUCAUGGCGAGCGUCGCGUAUACAGCGAAAUGUUAAAUUAUUACCGAAAAGAGCAGACAAAGUAUUGUCAACUUCUGAUAUUUCUAUAAUCGAUUCUAAUAAUAUUAAAAAUGUGGACCAUUGUUUAGGAAAACACAAAUCAUCUUCGUUACUAAAUGAGAAUUCACAAAUUAAAAAAUCAAAACAGGAGAUCAUAGAGCUUUCUGACGACGAGAUUCAAGAAGUUCCAAAACCUAUGACACGAAUGGAAAUAUUGAAUUUAAUUCCAAAUAUAGCGUUACAAUUCACGGUUGCAAUAAAGAUUUCGAGAGGUUACAUACCACACAGCAUAAAACCUCAUAAAACUGUUUAUAAUUAUGAAAGUGUAAAGUUAAGAAACUUGCAACAAACAGAUAAAAAAUUGCGAUCUAAGAAAAAUAUAGAACAUUCAAAUAUAAAUCAAAAGACAGUUCAAUGUUAUAAUUCUUCCAUAAAUAAUAUUCCUAGAAGAAAUACAAACAUGCAAUUUAAUGAAAAUUUAACAUCUAGUAUACAGAAUGUUUUUAUGCAGAACUAUUUUUCUAUGCAACAAGGACAACAUACAAACUUCAAUCCUAAUUAUGGAUGUAUUAAUAGAGUGCCAUACGUGUACAAUCAAAAUUCAUAUUGGCACCAUAGAAAUACCAUGUUUCAAAAUAUGUUUGUUACCGUCGAAAAUCAUAGCACUGCUGUACAUCAAAACAGAUUUAUGUCAGUACAAAUGAAUAAUUUUUUAAUACCGAAUAUUACUAAUAACACAAUAAGAAGUUCUGUUACUCGAAACCAACUUCAUCAUAAUUUUUAUCACAAUUUCUUACCAUUAAGAAAAUUAUACCAUCAUAAAAUUAUAGAAAAUAUGUCAUUCCAUUGCAGUGUAGGUAGAAACGUAUUCUCGGCACCUCGUCAAAGGUACUGGCCAAGAAACUAUCAAAGAGGCUCAAACAUGGUAGCAAAAUAUAAUAAUGAAGUCUAUCAAUCAUCAUUUAAAGUACUACCAGGAGCAUCUUCGUGGUCAGAGUUAAAAACUAAAUGGCGUGAAGAAAAAACGAUUACCAUCGAUGAUGAGGAUAUAGAAAAAGAUAAGACUGAAGAUGGUAAUGAAGUACAAAUAGUUGAACAAAUACGCAGUCCACUUAUUGGACCAAAGAAUGGAAACAGUCUUGAAGAGGUUUUCAAUAAGCUUAAAAUAGUCAAAUCCGCGCCUGAAAAAACUGUAAGAAGAAAAAAAAAUAAAUACAAAAUAUCGUAUAAUGUUUAUUCUAACACACAGAAUUAUAGAAAAGCAAAUCCUGGAUUUCCAAUUUAUCGGAUAGUGGUAGUAAGGCAAGACGAUUCAUUUAUACAACCAAUCGAAUUACAUCGCCUGUUACAAGACGCAGAAAAUUCACCAAUAGUAUUGGCAUGUGUUUCAAUGUCAAUUUCAUAUCUUCAACCGGGAUUUGUAUCUGUACAUAAUUUAACAUAAUUAAAAUAGCAAUAUUUAAUUAA